This is a messenger RNA of Apis cerana (Asiatic honeybee), 2519 nucleotides long. It is a transcript of the gene verm, whose product is annotated as LDLa and CE4_CDA_like_1 domain-containing protein vermiform. Gene Ontology annotation, biological process: carbohydrate metabolic process. The record is from RefSeq and is a predicted model, not a curated record. Gene Ontology annotation, cellular component: extracellular region. NCBI's taxonomy places the organism in Eukaryota, Metazoa, Arthropoda, Insecta, Hymenoptera, Apidae. Gene Ontology annotation, molecular function: chitin binding; protein binding.
GACGAAGAGGAAGGAGUGGUGGUGCACAUAUAGAGGGGCGAGAGGGCGCGGCUUGUCCAGACGCUCUUUGUCCCGACAACGACGAUGACGGCGACCACCACGACGGCCACCAUGUCGCCGAGGUUCCUGCUCCUUCUUGGAUCCCUGUUUCUGCUUGCCGGAACACAAGUCAGAGCACAAGACGAGGAGGGUGCCGAUGGGAUUGACGCGAAUGCCGAAGAGUUGUGCCAAGACAGGCCAGGGGACGAGUAUUUCCGGUUGAACGUCGACGGGGACUGUCGCGAUGUCGUAAGAUGCGACAAAGCAAGCGAGAUUGGCGUGACCAGGUUGGCAACAGUCCGAUGUCCGACAGGUCUGGCGUUCGACAUUGAGAGGCAAACGUGCGACUGGAAGACGAACGUGAAGAAUUGCGACCAACUCGAGAAGCCGCGUAAGGUGCUGCCCAUCCUGAGGACCGACGAACCAGUCUGCCCAGAGGGCAAAUUAUCGUGUGGUAACGGCGAGUGCGUCGACAAGGAGCUCUUCUGCAACGGUAAACCGGAUUGCAAGGACGAAUCCGACGAGAAUGCGUGCACCGUGGAAACCGACCCGAACCGCGCACCGGACUGCGACCCAACCCAAUGCCUGCUCCCCGACUGUUACUGUUCCGCCGACGGUACGAGGAUCCCAGGGAACAUCGAGCCAUCCCAGGUACCCCAAAUGAUCACCAUCACGUUCAACGGAGCCGUGAACGUGGACAACAUCGAUCUCUACGAGGAGAUCUUCAACGGGCAGCGGCAAAACCCCAACGGCUGCCAGAUCAGAGGGACCUUCUUCGUCUCCCACAAGUACACCAACUACUCGGCGGUCCAAGAUCUCCAUCGUCGAGGGCACGAGAUAGCCGUGUUCUCCCUCACCCACAAGGACGAUCCCCAAUAUUGGACCCAGGGCAGUUACGACGAUUGGCUGGCGGAGAUGGCAGGCGCGAGGCUAAUUAUCGAGCGGUUCGCCAACAUUACCGACGGCUCCAUCAUUGGAAUGAGGGCUCCUUACCUUCGAGUGGGCGGCAACAAGCAGUUCGAGAUGAUGGCCGACCAGUUCUUCGUCUACGACGCCUCCAUCACCGCGUCCCUUGGCCGUGUGCCCAUCUGGCCCUACACCCUGUACUUCAGGAUGCCUCACAAGUGCAACGGCAACGGUGGAAACUGUCCGUCCAGGUCCCACCCCGUGUGGGAGAUGGUGAUGAACGAGCUGGACAGAAGGGACGACCCGACUUUCGACGAGUCCCUGCCCGGCUGCCACAUGGUCGACUCGUGUUCCAACAUUCAGACCGGGGAGCAGUUCGCCAGGUUGCUCAGGCAUAACUUCAACAGGCACUUCAACAGCAACAGGGCGCCCCUCGGCCUCCACUUCCAUGCCUCGUGGCUGAAGAGCAAGAAAGAGUACAGGGAGGAGUUGAUCAAGUUCAUCGAGGAGAUGCUGGCCAGAAGCGACGUGUACUUCGUUACCAUGGUCCAGGUGAUCAAAUGGAUGCAAACACCGACGGAGCUCUCGGCGCUCAGAGACUUCCAGGACUGGAAAGAGACCUGCGACGAGAAGGGUCAGCCCUACUGUUCCCUUCCGAACGCCUGCCCGUUGACCACCAGAGAGCUUCCCGGCGAAACCCUUCGUCUGUUCACCUGCAUGGAGUGCCCCAACUACUAUCCAUGGCUGCUCGACCCAACCGGCGACGGUUUCACCGCGAACAAGAAAUGAGCGAUCGGGAGAAAUGAUCGGUCGUUGGUGUGGCGCGUGUCCUCGACAAAAAUUCGGCAAAGAUCGUAUCGAAGAUGAGAAAUUUUCUCGGGGCACACGCGCCUGAACGUGUCGCACUGAAAACGUGUCGCGAACGGAAAACGAGGAAAAAAUCUCUUGCCACGAUUGACUCGAAUCUUACUUAUACCAAGAUUUCGAUUUCGAAAGCAAAUUUGAACGUCGAUGCAUUUACUUAUGUAGGUUUUAAUUUAGUCCGCGAAAUUUUGCACGAGUUCUUAAACGUUGUGAUAUUUUUGAAUGGGAUUUUAUAACAAGUCCAACGAUUUGGUUGAUUGAAUCGUCGUUUUUAUUCUUGAGAUUUUUCUCUCUCUCUCUCUCUCUCUCUCUCCUUAUUAUUGUCGCAGAAGAAAGUCAAAGUUCGAAUUCUCGUUCGCGAAACGGUUUUUCAUGAUUGCAAAAAGAAAAAAAAAAAGAAAGAAUGAAAGAAAGAAAAGGAAAAGAAGAGAACGAAGGGAUUUAUUUCCUCUUUGUUGUGGAGGAACGAGUUCUUCGUGUAAGUUUAUUCAACUUGUACAUAACCACCGUAUCCUUGCCCUUUCUCUGAUCCCUCGUCCCUUUCUUCUGCGGCGCGUAGUGCGUAUUGAUUCAUCGAUCGUUGAGGCGCCGUGUUCACUUGGUUAACGUUUAGCACUUAAGAAAGAGUAAUUAAGUGAGAGUAAUUAAGUAUGUAAUUCUUAGAGUCCCUAUUAAAGUAUUUCACAAUAAACGUUGUACGAAACUAAAAA